GUCAUUCUUCUCGGUGUCGGAGGGAGGGACCGCAGUGAUCCUCCUCAGUCCUCAGAGCCGAACCGCCUCCUUCACCAGAGUCAGUCAACACAUCCAGCAGCGCUCGCUCGACACUGAUUCACAUUAAUGCGGGCGGGUCUUCUGUGUGAGUCGAGCUUCGUCUCUCAGCAAUAACAACGUGAAAUUUCUCCACAUUGCGCCUUAAACUCGGACACGCUAUCGACCGGGAAUAUAACCCCCGCGAGGAUAUAAGGUAUGGCUGCUAUCAGGAAGAAGCUGGUGAUCGUGGGAGAUGGAGCAUGUGGGAAGACCUGUCUACUCAUAGUGUUCAGCAAAGAUCAGUUUCCAGAAGUCUACGUGCCGACUGUGUUCGAGAACUACAUUGCAGAUAUCGAAGUCGACAGCAAACAGGUGGAGCUGGCUUUGUGGGACACAGCAGGACAGGAAGACUAUGAUCGCCUGAGACCUCUGUCUUACCCAGACACAGAUGUAAUUCUCAUGUGUUUCUCCAUAGACAGUCCCGACAGUUUAGAGAAUAUCCCAGAAAAGUGGACGCCAGAGGUGAAGCACUUCUGCCCCAACGUUCCCAUAAUCCUCGUGGGCAAUAAGAAAGAUCUGCGGAACGACGAGCACACACGGAGAGAGCUGACUAAGAUGAAGCAGGAGCCGGUUAAACCUGAGGAGGGCAGAGACAUGGCCAACCGUAUUAGCGCCUUUGGAUACCUGGAAUGCUCAGCCAAGACUAAGGAGGGCGUGAGGGAGGUAUUCGAAAUGGCCACCAGGGCGGCGCUGCAAGUCCGCAAGAGGAAGAAGAGGAAUGGGUGCUUGCUGUUGUAAGAGAACUUUCCGGUCUUUUUCCAGAAUGAUCUCCCCGCGCUGAACAAGAAAUACCAAACUCCACACAAAAAAAUGUUUUUGACCAAACAAACAUAAAUACACUGGACUGUAUGUCACAUUUCACGCAAACCAACAGGGGGGAAAUGGAGGAAAGUAAACAGAAAAAUAUGCAUUAAAUGGACAGAAAGGCAGGUUAGAUCAAAAUAUAUCUAUGUCACUAUAUAUCUUGAUUUAGUUUUUCUCUAUGGCACAAUGUUUUUCGGAAAUUUCCAGUUUCUACUAUACGGAUGACGUCAGUCACAACGUUCUUGUAUUUUUGCAUAUUUAUCCAUUGACCAUUAUACUCUGGUGAAAACAUCUUCAUAUUAUUGUAAUAGAAACAAUUUAACCACGUAGAAAUCUGUUAAUAGCACAGAAUUUGGUAAUGAAAACCAGUGCCUUCAUGAUCAUUCCCUCCACAAUUUGAAUGUAAAGUGUGUGUUUUGAGCUUCUCUGUGUCUUCUACAGUACACAAUUUUAUAGUAGUUACUCCUAUGAGCCAAUUAAAUGUAUUUAAAAAUGAUAAAUCUCCAGUAAUGUUGAGUAUAUAGCUUUCAUUGCUCAAAUAAAUAUCAAUUACAUGGAAUUCGGAGGCUCAGUCAGGUCUAAAACCAACCUGGAGCGUGACAUUUGUCGUUUUUGUCCGCCACACAGGCAUAAACACACACAUGUGCAGAUGGACUGAGCUCUAUAGAUAUUAAACUGGUUGAACCUGACUCAAAUAUUUAGGCUGAGCUCAUGCCGUCAUAUGAUCUGACUGUAUUGUCCUCACACAUGCUUGAGAAUUGUUACUGAAAAUAUUACAUUUAAGGUGCGAUCACUUUAGAAGGUGUCUAGCGUUGCGAAACGUCAAAUAAAUUCACAAACUGAUGAUUGUUAACAAAUGUAUAUUAGUUGGAAAAGGCCUUGAGUGCCUUUCCAGUUCCCACAGAAUUGUGUGCCUUUAGUUAUAUCAGUCUGUAAUGCGUUCGGGUGGAGAUGAGAUGAACGGUUAUGUGCAUGCAUGCGUUUGGUCACGAUCAUUGUUGUAAUGUUGCAUGCCAGUAAUCAUGAUGUGUUCGGAUCAUUCGAAACCUUAGCUAAUCACGCCGUUGUGCUUCUAGAAGAGCUGUAGCUUUUAUUAACUGGUGUAGAAUCCAUACUGGUGAUGUCACUUCCGCUACUGUCUGCUGCUGACAUGAGAUGUCUGACAUGAGGUAAAUUAUCAAUGCUACAUAAAUCCAGCCACAUGUUUCCUGUCUGUGUUGACUUUGAACGAGUGUUUAAUUCAUUAGCGUGGUGGAGCUCUGUUUCAAUCUGGUCUGAUAUUGUAAAAUAGGAAAUUCACAAAAACAAUUAAGAAUGUGUUUUGGGUCAUAUAUCUAUGAAGGACUAAAAA
Pimephales promelas (fathead minnow) is the source of this 2254-nucleotide messenger RNA. It is a transcript of the gene rhoca, whose product is annotated as ras homolog family member Ca. Lineage: Eukaryota; Metazoa; Chordata; Actinopteri; Cypriniformes; Leuciscidae. Gene Ontology annotation, biological process: small GTPase-mediated signal transduction. Gene Ontology annotation, molecular function: GTPase activity; GTP binding. The record is from RefSeq and is a predicted model, not a curated record.